CUCUCACAAGACCAGCUGUGCCUUGUUAUUGUUGGCAAUGAAGUUUGAUUUUUAGCGGUUUUGUAGAUAAUUGCUGAGUUCGGUGUUUGUAAAUAGCAGUAGCCAUGACUUUUGAGAUCCCCUGCGCAUAGUGGCGGGGUUAACUGAGUGCAUUUCAGUGAGUCCGCCGGCACAUAGACGUGUUGUCUUCCUGUUUUGUUGACGAUUGCACCACCUCAGAGAACAUCCUUGAACUUGUGUGUGUGAUCUGCUGCGGCAGGACGCCAGACUACUUUCAGUUGGGACCACGGUCGGAGCUCGCAGCACAUGGUGCAGCGUUGUUGAGACUAUUUCUUUACUGGGGUAACCAGUCGGAAGAGGCGCAUUCUCCUUGGGUGACCGCUUGUGUUUUGUAUUGUUGGGACAGGUUUGUAGCGGCGACCUAUGCUAUAACGCGUGGUGCUAUAGACGUCGUCCACAAUGCAUACGUUGAAAGUCCCCUUGCUAGGCUUCGCUAGUCUCUUCCUCCUGUUGACAUUAAUCUACCGGGGCUCAUCGGUUCCACUGCAAGAAACAGACGAUGGCCAGUUGAGGUUUGUAGAGGAUCGCUUGGGCCGCUUUGGUUUUGGGCUUCACUGGCCCAACUUCACAUGUGGUGCGUGCAAAGCGAUUUUCACCGUCGUGGAGCUCGCCUUAUUGAGUGACACGAAUAAAGACCGAGUAGCUAAAGUGGUGGGCAACGCCUGCGUCCGCCUCCACCUGGCGGACGAGCACGUGUGCCGAGACAUCACCCAGCUCUUCAGCGACGAGGUCAUCACCACCCUGCAGAAGUCCCUGCUGCGGCCCAAGGAGAUCUGUGCCGUCCUGGUGGGCCCCACGUGCGGCCACUUCGACAUCUACGCCCCGUGGAACGUCACCCUGCCCCGCGUCCCCAAGCCGCCCGUCCGGCCGCCCGUGCCCCCCAAGCCCGGCUCGCCCCAGAGCCGCGUGCUCUUCCUCACGGACAUCCACUGGGACCGGGAGUACGCCACGGGCAGCAGCGCAGACUGCAAGGACCCUCUGUGCUGCCGCAACAGCUCCGGUGAGCCCGGCUGGAGCAAGCGCGCGGCCGGCUACUGGGGCACCUACAGCAAGUGCGACCUGCCCCUGCGCACCGUGGAGAACCUGCUGGCCUACGCCGCCAAGGACGGGCCCUGGGACUGGGCGUACUGGACGGGCGACAUCCCCGCCCACAACGUGUGGUCGCAGACGCGCCAGGAGCAGCUGAACGAGCUGCGCACGGUCUCGCAGGCCAUCCUGAAGCACCUGGGCCCCGGCAUCCCCGUCUACCCGUCCGUGGGGAACCACGAGAGCACGCCCGUCAACAGCUUCCCCCCGCCCUUCAUCCACGGAAACCGCUCCUCCAAAUGGCUCUACGACACCAUGGCCGAGGAGUGGUCCGCGUGGCUGCCCGAGCAGGCUCUGGCAACCAUCAGGGAAGCCGGCUACUACACGCUGCAGAUCCAGCCGGGGUUGAGGCUGGUGUCUCUCAACAUGAACUUCUGCGCCCGCGAAAACUUCUGGCUGAUGGUCAACUCCACAGACCCUGCCAACCAGCUGCAGUGGCUGGUCGGCAUCCUCCAGGACGCUGAAAACAAGGGCGACAAGGUUCAUAUCAUUGGUCACAUCCCUCCUGGCCUUUGCCUAGCCAGUUGGAGCUGGAACUAUUACCACAUUGUCAACAGGUAUGAAGGCACAAUCACAGGACAGUUUUUUGGUCACACGCAUGUUGACGAGUUCCAGGUGUUUUAUGACGAAGAGACUGGGAAGAGGCCACUAAGUGUGGCCUACAUUGCUCCCAGCGUCACCACCUACAUCGAUCUCAACCCAGGCUAUCGUGUGUACUAUGUGGAUGGCAACUAUCCUGGAAGUUCCCGUUUCGUGCUGGACCACGAGACGUACAUCCUGAACCUCACCCAGGUUAACCACCACCCCAACGAGUCCCUCCCGGGCUCCUCCUCCGCUACGCUGGGCCCCGACCCCAACCCCAAAUGGACGCUGCUGUACCGGGCCUCCAAGGCCUACGGUCUGCCCAGCCUCUUCCCCACGGACUGGGACAACCUGUUGCAGACCUUCCUGAGUAAGGAGCAGGUCUUCCAGACGUUCUGGUACCUGCAUCACAAAGGCCACUUGUCCAAGCCCUGCGUGGACCUCUGCAAGAUGGAGAUGGUCUGCUUCCUGCGCAGCGCCCGAUACGAGGACCUGGCGCGCUGUGGAACUGGUGUCGGUUCCGUACGCAAGACGCUGUGUUGACCGGUUGGGAGGUUGGCGAUCAGUAUUUUUGACCGUUUGGGUUGAAAAAGGUUAAAAGCGCUUGUGUUGACUGAUGUGGAAUUGCUUUUCAUGAACUAAGUCACUUCUCUGUCUUCUUCUUUGCUGGCGAGGUGUGUGGUGUGGCACUGGAAAAAAAAUGUGGGUGAAUAAAUGAAAAUGUGUAUGAAAAUGAA
Engraulis encrasicolus (European anchovy) is the source of this 2465-nucleotide messenger RNA. RefSeq names its product sphingomyelin phosphodiesterase 1 (gene smpd1). NCBI's taxonomy places the organism in Eukaryota, Metazoa, Chordata, Actinopteri, Clupeiformes, Engraulidae. The transcript has 7 exons. Gene Ontology annotation, biological process: sphingomyelin catabolic process; ceramide biosynthetic process. The record is from RefSeq and is a predicted model, not a curated record. The coding region runs from base 460 to 2271 and encodes 603 amino acids. Gene Ontology annotation, molecular function: acid sphingomyelin phosphodiesterase activity. Gene Ontology annotation, cellular component: lysosome.